Molecule: messenger RNA, 2417 nt
Organism: Ilex paraguariensis (yerba mate)
Lineage: Eukaryota; Viridiplantae; Streptophyta; Magnoliopsida; Aquifoliales; Aquifoliaceae
Source: the annotation of a GenBank genome assembly
UUGAAAGGGAGAGCAGUUGUGUUGGGUUGGGGUGAGGAGUUUCAGUUGGUGAUGGUGUUGAGGAUAUUGGGAGUGAGGAGGACAAGUGAGGGUACAACAGUAAUUUCACAACCGCCGCUGCUGCUGGUGGCUCUCUCAUGGUUGAUACUUGGCAUCAUCUCCGGUGGUGAUGGUCGUCGGAGAGGAGGAGCGAUCAUCUUCGUUGAGGGCACUGGAAGUGGCAACGGAAGGAGCGGCGGUAUUUUCGGCCUCGUCGGUGGUGGCGGAGGAUUUUUGGGUAUCGGAGGAGUAGGCUCGCCUCCUAAUGUCGGAAUAGCUCUCGCUGUGACGGCCAUGGCUGGUCUCGCCUUGGCCGCCACUCUCGUCUACUCUCAUAGGUAAAACUCAAAUCAAAUCAAUUGAAAAGAUCCCCAAAUCGUCAUCAAAAUCAACUUUUGAAACCCUAUAAAAUCAGUAAGCCGAUCCAAACGGAGACAUAUCGACAUAUAUAUAGAGUAUAUUGAUGAUGUUGCAACAGAAACCCUUGAUGAGAGCUCUCCGGCGGAGUCACACUUCGUCACCGUCGUCAUCUUCAUCAAAUUCCUCUUCACCGUCGUCAUCAUGGAUUCAUUUGAGAUCGGUUCUCUUAGUCGUUGCUUCCUCGUCCUCCUCACCAGUUUCCACUGAUCGGGGUAGUCUUAAAUCACCAUGGUCUCGGAGGAGAAGGAAACAUGCUCUUCUGCUCAAGCAGUGGAAAAUUUUAUUUAAUUCAGACGGAAGACUCUGUGAUGGUGGAGUCAAGUUUUUGAAGAAAGUUCGGAGUGGAGGUGUUGAUCCAAGUAUAAGGGCCGAGGUUUGGCCUUUCCUUCUUGGCGUCUACGACUUGAACAGUUCUAAGGAAGAUAGAGAUUUGAUUAGAACUCUGAAGAGAAAAGAAUAUGAGACCUUGCGGAGACAAUGCCGACAAAUCCUAGAAUGCAAUGAUGAGAAUUUCAAGUUGAGAGAAACUUCUGGAACCAAAGACGACAGCGGUGACCUUAGUCAAGUUGGUUAUUCUCCUGGAUCAGAAGAAGUUGGUAGUGCCUUGGAUUCCCUUUCUGCUGAGGGAGUGAGCCCUGUUGAUGAGGAUACCAACCACCCUGUCUUUGGAUCAGCCCUUGGAACAUCUAACACGGUAGUGGAACAAGAUGGGGGUGAGAGUGGAAUCACUUGUGAAAAUGCCUCUGAAGCUAGCACAGAAUCAUCUGAAUCUGAAUCUGACUCCUCUGAAGAUCCUGAGAACACACAACCUUCAUUUGCUGAAGGAAGAGCCGAAGGACCUGUUAUUAAUGAGCAUGCUGAAGUGAAUACUACUUUCUCCAAGUCAGGAUGUGGAUUAGAAUCCCACACAGCUGAAGAUUUUGCUACAUGGCAGCGGAUCAUCCGCCUUGAUGCCGUGAGGGCAAAUGCUGAAUGGAUUAUAUACACGCCAUCCCAAGCUGCAGUGUCAGAGAUCAAGGCACAGCGAAUGGCUGAGAGUGUUGGGUUGAAGGAUUAUGACCACUUAGAGCCAUGUAGAAUCUUCCAUGCUGCUCGUCUAGUUGCCAUACUUGAAGCCUAUGCACUAUAUGAUUCUGAGAUUGGUUACUGCCAGGGGAUGAGUGAUCUACUCUCUCCAAUUAUUUCAGUUAUUGAGCAUGACCAUGAUGCCUUCUGGUGCUUUGUCGGUUUCAUGAGGAAAGCUCGGCAUAACUUCUGCCUUGAUGAGGUGGGAAUCCGAAGGCAGUUGACCAUCGUGUCUAAGAUUAUCAAAUGCAAGGACUCUCAACUUUACAGGCACCUGGAGAAGCUUCAAGCAGAGGAUUGUUUUUUCGUGUACAGGAUGGUGGUGGUUCUCUUCAGGAGGGAGUUGAAUUUUGAACAGACACUUUGCCUCUGGGAGGUGAUGUGGGCAGAUCAGGCAGCAAUUAGGGCUGAGAUUGCCAAGUCUGCAUGGGGUAGGAUGAGGCUAAGAGCCCCUCCUACUGAUGAUCUGCUGCUUUACGCAAUAGCGGCCUGUGUGCUUCAGAAGAAGAAGCUGAUCAUAGAGAAGUAUAGCAGCAUGGAUGAAAUCAUGAAGGAAUGCAAUAGCAUGUCUGGACAUCUGGAUGUCUGGAAGCUUCUAGAUGAUGCUCAUGACUUGGUGGUGACUCUCCAUGACAAGAUUUAAGAAAACCUUAAUCGAAGGCCUUGACUCACUUUGUUGUUCUUUGACCGCUUUUCCAUUUUUAUUUUGUUAUUGCAUUCUCUGCCUACCUCUUUGAAACUGCGGAGAUCUUCAAUUUUCUCUACGCGAUAGUCUAUUCCUGUAUGAAGUAAGUUACGGAAUUCAUCAUGUAAUGUAAUGCCCGCACUCGGAGCUCAUUCAGAGUGAUGGUGGCAGCACACAAUCAAGUAAAUUGGAAUGACGAAAUCCAUUU